AUGACUAGUCUUGUGAUUGAUAAUCAGGUGAUGGAGAUCUGCAUUGCCAUCUUGGUCCACAAGAGCAUCAUCGUCUUCAGCCUCUCGGUAAAGCUGAUGCAGAGUGCUAUCCGACCCAUGUGGGUCAUCAUCUACAUCCUUGUUUUUUCCAUAAUGUCGCCAAUGGGCAUCGGUGUUGGCAUCGGGGUGAGUGAAGCUCAGCUACGGAUGGGAGCAUUUAUCCAGGCUGUGCUGGAAGGCCUGGCAGCAGGAACAUUCAUUUACAUCACAUUUCUGGAAAUCCUCCCUCAUGAGCUCAACUCCCCGGAGCGACAGCUUCUCAAAGUGCUCUUCAUCUUAAUCAGAUUCUCUCUCAUGGCUGCUCUGUGCUUCCUGGGUUAA
This is a messenger RNA of Neoarius graeffei (lesser salmon catfish), 381 nucleotides long. RefSeq names its product zinc transporter ZIP1-like. Gene Ontology annotation, biological process: zinc ion transmembrane transport. NCBI's taxonomy places the organism in Eukaryota, Metazoa, Chordata, Actinopteri, Siluriformes, Ariidae. The coding region runs from base 1 to 381 and encodes 126 amino acids. The record is from RefSeq and is a predicted model, not a curated record. Gene Ontology annotation, molecular function: zinc ion transmembrane transporter activity. The transcript is spliced from 2 exons. Gene Ontology annotation, cellular component: plasma membrane.